AUGUCGUACCAUCGGCGUGAAACAGGUCAACCUGUACCAGAUGAUGAAUUUAUUAUUAUUGAUGAUGAUGAUGAUAACAACGUUGAACCGAUGGAAAUAGAUGAAGUUGAUACCAAUAACAACAACAACAAUCAAUAUACAACAACAACUACAAAUGCUACUACAACUAUGAUAGACAAUUUUGAUACGAUUCGAAAUACAUAUGUUGUUGAUAAUAAUAAUAUGGAUAUUGCUAUGGAUCAAAGUCAAGGUUUUGAUGUUGCAUCUAGUACUGUUGAUAAUAAUUUGUUGCACGGUCAUAAUUCAAAUCAAGGUAAUGGUAAUCAGAUUGAUAAUGUUCUUGCUAAUAAUAAUACAGAUGAUUUGGAGGCUGAAAAAGAAAUUAGUGAAAUGUUUCGUCAAGGUAUUAAUGAUUAUAUAUCAAGCCAAUUCACCGGUUUUGAUUUUGCUGAUGUUGAUAUGGAUAAAUUUUUUGCACCUUGGGAUAAUGAUGACAAUGAGAUGAACUUUGAUAUUGAAAAGAUUUUUGCUCCUUGGAUGUAA
Rotaria sordida is the source of this 543-nucleotide messenger RNA. Lineage: Eukaryota; Metazoa; Rotifera; Eurotatoria; Philodinida; Philodinidae. The record is from the annotation of a GenBank genome assembly.